AUGCCUCCAGCCGCAUCCUCCAUUCCGCACUCCCCCAGCCGCAUUCCAAGGGGCAGCAUUCCCCCUCACGCCAGCCCCCUUCCGCAUUCCCCGUUCCGCAUUCCCCCUUCCGCAUCCCCCUUCCGCCUUCCUCCUUCCGCAUCCCCUCUUCCGCACUCCCCCUUACGCAAGCACCCUUCCGCAAUACCCCUUCCGCAUUCCACCUGCCAUAUUCCUUCCUGCCGCACCCCCCUUGCCUCAUUCCCCCUCCCGCCAGCCCCCUUCCGCAUUCCCCCUUCAGCACGUCCCCUUACGCAAGGGGUGGAGGUGGACCUCUCAUACGCUCUCUACCUCCCCCUUUCUAUCAAACUCCCCCGUGCUCCCCCUUACAUUCACCCUCCCUCGAACUCCCCAUUCAUUCUCUCCGCCAUGCGCACUCCCUUACUUUCGGCUCGCAUUGAGCUCCCCCCAUAA
This is a messenger RNA of Closterium sp. Yama58-4, 453 nucleotides long. NCBI's taxonomy places the organism in Eukaryota, Viridiplantae, Streptophyta, Zygnematophyceae, Desmidiales, Closteriaceae. The record is from the annotation of a GenBank genome assembly.